Messenger RNA from Tachyglossus aculeatus (Australian echidna), 1080 nucleotides. RefSeq names its product olfactory receptor 14A16-like. Gene Ontology annotation, molecular function: G protein-coupled receptor activity; olfactory receptor activity. The record is from RefSeq and is a predicted model, not a curated record. Gene Ontology annotation, cellular component: membrane. Bases 1 to 1080 code for a protein of 359 amino acids. Gene Ontology annotation, biological process: G protein-coupled receptor signaling pathway. The transcript has 4 exons. Lineage: Eukaryota; Metazoa; Chordata; Mammalia; Monotremata; Tachyglossidae.
AUGACCAACAUCUCCACGGUGAGGGAAUUCCUUCUGCUGGGAUUCUCGGAGUUCUGGGAACUGCAGCUGGUCCAUGCUGCACUGUUCCUCCUGGUCUACCUGGCGGCCCUGAUGGGGAAUCUCCUCAUCGUCGUCGUCACCACCCUCGACCGGCGACUCCACACCCCAAUGUACUUCUUCCUCAGGAACCUGUCCUUCCUUGACCUCUGCUACAUUUCUGUCACCGUCCCCAAAUCCAUCCACAACUCCCUGACCGGCCGUAGAUCCAUCUCCCUCUUGGGCUGUGCCGCCCAGUUAUUCUUUGUGAUCUGGUUUGCCGGAACAGAGCUGUUGAUCCUCAUGGCCAUGUCCUAUGACCGUUACGCCGCCAUCUGCCGUCCCCUGAGCUAUGAGGUCGUCAUGGCUCGAGGGGCCUGCGGGAAGAUGGCCGCUACCUCGUGGCUCAGUGGGGGCCUGAUUGGAGCCUUGUUUUCAGCUUUGACCUUCUCCCUGUCCUUCUGUGGGUCCAAAAUUGUCCAGCAGUUUUUCUGUGACGUCCCCUCCCUGCUGAUGAUCACCUGCUCCGAGGACCAUGUCGCCGUCAACGUGAGCAUCACCUCCGGGGUAGCAUUCGCUGUCGUCUGCUUCAUUCUCAUCAUUGUCUCUUAUGUGCGCAUCUUCCGGGCUGUGCUGAGUAUGCCGGCUACCGAGAGCCGGGCCAAAGCCUUUUCCACCUGCCUGCCCCACCUCGCCGUUUUCAAUGUCUUCUUUUCCACGGCCAUCUUCUCCUACCUAAAGCCCAUGUCAGACUCCCCCUCGACUCUGGACCUGCUGGUGUCCGUGUUCUACACCGUGGUACCCCCCACCUUGAACCCCCUCAUCUACAGCCUGAGGAACCGGGACAUGAAGGCUGCCCUGGGGAAAGUUCUAAAUAGAAAUCUCCUGUGGAGCACAGGUGCAGAAUGUUUUGUCCUCACGGGGAUGUCCUGUGACUGCUAUGCCACCAUCUACCUCCCCCUAUGCUACGAGGUCGACAUGAACAAAGUGGCCUUACUGGAUCUGGUGGAGUCCGUGUUCUACGCCGUGGUGCCCCUGCUCUGA